Molecule: messenger RNA, 411 nt
Organism: Puntigrus tetrazona (Sumatra barb)
Lineage: Eukaryota; Metazoa; Chordata; Actinopteri; Cypriniformes; Cyprinidae
Product: protein LBH-like
Exons: 2
Coding region: 1-273 (90 amino acids)
Biological process (GO): positive regulation of DNA-templated transcription
Cellular component (GO): nucleus
Source: RefSeq, a predicted model, not a curated record
AUGAUCAGCGCCACACCGAUGGACGACAUGAGGCUCAGUCCCAGCAAAGACCGCCUGACUUUCCAGAUCUUCCCGGACCCGUCAGACUUCGAGCGCUGCUGUAAGCUGAAGGACCGUCUGCCGUCGAUCGUGGUGGAGCCGACGGAGGGCGAGGUGGAGAGCGGGGAGCUGCGCUGGCCGCCCGAGGAGUUCCUGGUGAGCGAGGAAGAGGAGGACGAGGAAGAGUGUGACGGAAACCUGCAGAAUGGACAGAUGCAGAACUCUCAGCGCUAGAGAGGAUCUACUGACAUGAAUCACACACAUAGAAUAGACAAUCACACCAGCACAUACAGAACAACCGAUCCACUGACAUCCGCUCGCUCGGACUUCAUUCCCACCUCUGUGUGUGUGUGUGUGUGUGUGUGUGUGUGU